AUGUCGAAUUCUGAAAUCCCUUCAGAGGCCGCCACGCCUACGGGUAUCCUCGAAAAGCAGCCAGAUGCAGCCCUGAUUUCUCAGACCGAUGCGCCGCCAAGCGCAGCUGCCCACAGCGAUGUUACUAGCAUGGAUGUGUCGCCCGCACCCGAAGCUGCGCUCCCUCGCGAGAUGCCGCAGUCCCAACCGAUGACCGCCACCGCGUCCUCCUCCUCCCAAAACCCUCCUCAAGAGAACGGCAUCGCUGCCAACGCUGCCUCAUAUGGCACUCGUUCGAGAAACCGUACGGGGACGCGACCCAAUUACGCCGAGGACAAGGAUCUCGAUCUCGACAUAGAGACGUCGCCCAAACUCAGUCGCUCCGGUAAAAGAUCUUCCGCAGUGGCUGCCGAACACAACACCACCGCUGCAGGCUUUGCUGCGGUCAACAGCUACACCACCGAUCGAUCCUCGGACAAUGCCCCUACUGGAGGCACGUCAACUCCUGUCUCUGCUGCAGCACCUGCACCCUCCAAGAAAAGGAAACAUCCCGGCAGUAAUCAUGCUGUUUCCACGAACCACUCUCUGUCGACCAAUUCGAGGUCUCGCCAUACCCCUGCCAUGCCGCUGAAAGGCUUCGUGGAGACGAACAUGAUGAGUUUCUCCAAGUGCGGACGUAGACUCAACUCGAAGCAGCAGCUGGUUGCAGACGAUGGAACAACCGUGCAGGCAAAUGACCAUGUCUAUAUGGUGUGCGAACCCCCGGGCGAACCUUACUACCUUGCCCGUAUCAUGGAAUUCCUGCAUGCGAAGAAUGAUCCCGAGGCUCCCGUCGACGCCAUCAGAGUCAACUGGUACUACAGACCGAAAGACAUCCUGCGCCGUGUGCAGGACACCCGAGUAGUGUUUGCCUCGAUGCAUUCAGAUACAUGCCCGCUCAACUCUAUCCGUGGAAAGUGUAACAUACACCAUCUGUCCGAGAUAUCGAACAUGGAUGAAUAUCGCAGCCAGCAAGAUUCCUUCUGGUUUGACAAGCUCUUUGAUCGGUACAUGCACCGUUACUACGAGGUGAUACCCACCCAACGAGUUGUCAAUGUUCCACAGCACGUCAAGACCGUUCUCGACCAGCGCUGGAAAUUUGUUUUGGUAGAAAUCGGCAGAGGUCGUGAAUUGACCAGCGAAAGCAAAAAGUGUACGAGAUGUGAACAGUUUGCCAGCAACCACGACUCCGUCGACUGUGCCGUCUGCAAGAGAACCUACCACAUGCAAUGCGUCAGACCCCCGCUACUGAAGAAACCUGCGAGAGGCUUUGCUUGGGCCUGUGCUGCUUGUAGCAGAGCGCAAGAGCUGAAAAUGGAUUCCCGCAAUACAUCGGCAGGUUCUGAAGCUGCUCACGGUGACGACGACGAUUUCAUGGACGAGGAGGACGACGAGCCUGUAUCGAAGAUCCAGGAGACCCGCGAAAGCAGUACUGUCCCCGAGGCACAUCCUGCACCCACAGCGGCUCAGAUCGCACAGGCAAACCUGUGGCCAUGGAGAUAUCUCGGAGUGCAUUCGCGAGUAGAGGAUGCGCUUGACUACGACGACCGAAUCUAUCCUCGUGCUAGCUCCCGGCUUGGGCCUCGCCAUCAAGCAAAUGUCAGUGUAUGGCAUGGCCGACCCGUGGAGUUUGUGAAACCCGGUGAAGCCAAGAAGAAAUACAAAAACGCCGAUGGGAAGAGAGACAAGAAAAUGAAAGAUGGAGGCAAUGACGCGGAUAAGGACCAGCGCCCCAAACGCCCCAAGUGGGUGGUUGACGAGCCCAUGGGCUACAUUCCUCGUGGGCACGAUGAACCCGUGGAAAUCAAGGGCAAGAAAGAAAACACUGCGCAGUUGAUUUUCAAGCUGCCAGAACGGCCCGAGGCGUCAGAGCGAGGAGGUGAUGACAUUGACAGACCGGAGAAUGCGGAGGAGAUUGUCGACGAAUACAUGAAAAAGGUCAAGCCCAUUGCGGCGCAGUACAACUUGUUGGAUUCUUCCGUUGACUUCUUGACCAAGGCUGUCGAGAAGCUAUACGAAAACAAGUUCGACGUGGACAAGGCCCUAGACGCCAUGAAGGGGCUUUCAUUGAGAUCCGACUUGAAACAGCCAGACCUGAAUCGUGAAGAGAUCAAGCGUUUCGAAGAGGGUGUCGCCAAAUACGGCAGCGAACUUCAUGCCGUAUAUCGCCACGUCGGGGGGAAUGUGAAAGAAUCGCGGAUCGUCAGGUUUUACUAUAUGUGGAAGAAAACCGAAAGGGGUCAACAAAUUUGGGGUAACUACGAAGGCCGGCGUUCCAAGAAAGAAUCGAAGCGGGCUGAUAAAGACGGAAACGUCAAGCUUCUGGAUGAUGUUGCGGAUGAUCGAGACGAUUCUGCUUUCGAUGAAGAGAAGGCUGUUCAGAAGAAGCGUGGAUUUGUCUGCAAGUUUUGUGGGACAAACCAUUCACGGCAAUGGCGCCGCGCCCCGGGCACACCUCCAGGCACCCUCGUUCCCAAGGAUUCCUCCGCAAAGAAUAGCAAGGACAAAAGUGGCUGGCUUACGCUGGCACUUUGUGGUAGGUGCGCGUACCUUUGGCGAAAGUAUGCAGUUCAGUAUGAGGACAUCGAGGAGAUAUCGAAGAAAAUCGCAGCCUCUGGCAGCCGAGCUGCUAAACGGAGAGUCGACGAAGAGCUGCUGCGUCUCAUUCUCGAAGCGCAUCAAAUGUCGGGCGAUCCUAUACCUCCACGUGCGGUCGACGAAGUCAACAAAGCCGGUAUGGAGGUCCCUCAGAACAUCAUACAGCCGGAGGAACCACCUAAGAAGAAAGGUAAGACCGAACGGGAUGGACUCAAUGCGACGCCUGAUGCUGUUCCGGAGAAGAAGAAGGUACCCGAGAAGCCACAAGAGCCACCGCCAAUCGAACCCGACCCACCUAAGGUUAAGAUCCACCCUUGCGCUAUAUGCCGAGUCAUUGAUGUACCGGGUCAAGAACUGCUCAAAUGUCGUGACUGCAGAUUGCAUGUGCAUGGGUCCUGUUAUGGUGUCGGCGUCAAAACCAAUACCAAACCGUGGUUUUGCGACAUGUGUAGAAACGACCAUAACCUGCAGGUCUCGACUACGUACGAGUGUGUCCUCUGUCCGGUAAAAUUCACACAUCAGGAGUUGAUGGAACCACUCAGGCCUUCACAUAAGAAGAAAACAGACCGCGACCGUGAGAAGGAGAGGAUUGAGCGCGAGAUCAUUCAAGAGGCUAGCCGUCGUUGGCGAACGGAGCAGGAAGCUGCUGGGCGCCCUGUCAAUCCCCGAGAAGCGCUGAAGAGAACCGCAUGGAACAAUUGGAUGCACAUUACCUGUGCGCUCUGGACAAAGGAGAUCAAGUUUGGCAAUGCGGAAUUGCUUGAUGAUGCCGAGGGCGUCGGAUUCAUCCCGAAAGACCGAUUCGAAACCAUUUGUAAGAUCUGCAAGCAAGGAGGCUAUCCGACGGUCAAAUGCCACCAGUCGAACUGCACUGCAUUCUUCCACGUCGGAUGUGCUCACCAAGCAGACUAUAUUUUUGGCUUUGACGUGGCCCCUGUCAAGAGCACUCGCCGUGACUCAGUCAAUGUGAUGAAGCUUCAAAAUGAAGUCGGCAUUGUCACCGCUGGAAUCUGGUGCCCAAAUCACCAGCCGUCGACAUUUGUACACCCGAUGCUUGAACCAACAGAAGGCGAUUUGACUGCGAUGCAACUUUUCGCACGGACUUAUAAGCAGGUUGACACUUCCGUUACUGGGACAGUUCGGAGAGCCGCUCAAUUCACCACAAACGUGCCCUCCACAGCACCUGCUGUGCAGCCUAUCUCAAGACGCGAAUCUACAGUCAACGGGCUUGCCAAUGGCACUCAUGGGCACGUCGAGGACGUGAGCUUGCGCUCGUCGCCGAUCGUGGAUUCUCCAAAAGACAAUGGGACUGUCAGCGUAAUCGAUGACAAAACGAAGAAGACAGACAGAGGUCGAAAGAUAUGCUGCACCUGUGUCGUGGAUGUCAGUCCUCGAUGGUGGCCACUCAAGCCACGAGAUUUAUCUGGGCCUAGUAUCAACGGAGUGCCCGCAGCACAACUCUCGGAUGCUCCUAGUGCAAAUGGAGCGCAGGACGUUAUCAUGACGAAUGGAAUUGUCAAGGCCGAGCCAACUGACACAAACGGGGUGGUUCACGUUGGAGACAACCGGGAUCGAUUCAUGUGGCAAUGUCACAAGUGUCACACUCUGAAGCGGACACCGCCUUCUUCCCCCUCGCAAAUCAAGCCUCGAGAAAAGCGCGCUCCAGAGCCGGUCCCAGAGCCAUUUGCCUAUCAAUCAUCCUAUGCUGGGCCAUCUCCAGCGAGUUAUCCAGGGAAUCGGCCACAAUUGGAAGCAGGAUUGCCACCUCCACACUCUCAUCCAACGCACCCACACCGUCAGCCCAAUGCGCCAUUUCACAAACAAUUGACCUGGCAAACUCCUACAGGAUGGUCCCCAGGCAAUGUUCCUAGCGCCCGUCGGCCAUCACCGCCACCCCUCACAACAUAUCCUCCCAGUUACCGGCCACCAUACGAUAGCCCUGGGUAUGGCAGACCUGCGCACCAUGCCUAUUCAACUGUGCCGCCGCCACUCCCCCCGCCCCCUACUGCCGGGCACUUGGUCCAACAUUCUCCACCACCUGUAUCAUAUGGCGGUCCUCCUCCUCCCUCUUCCCAUCCUCACCAAGCUCCGGGCGGGCCAAACCCGCCACAAGGUGGCAGACCACCUUCCCCGAGAUUCGAACGUCCGCCAGCUCCUUCACCACACCUCGGACUACAGUCGAGUAUCUUGUCUCGAUCGUUUGCACCUGAGCCACCACGACAACCAAGCUUGGGAUCUCCUGCAAAUGGCUAUUCAGCACCCCCGAUGAGUACAUCUAGGCUCUACAAUCCGGUCCCACCGCCACCACCACCACCACCGCCGCAAUCAUCACACUCACCAGCAGGAGUCACUAGACAGUCACCAUCGAUACAAUCCUUGCCACCAAUUUCUCAGCCUACUGCUGAGCAGCCAGGAAGAUCUCAUUCAAGAACCACCAGUAUCGAAGUGUCUGGCACACCGAGAUUUGGUCCUCGACCAGUGCCCGAAAGCCCACGCCAGCGUCCGAUUACUCCGGCAACUGCACCCGGACUUAAAGACGACAAACGAGAUGGACCCGGCGCGAGUGCCAGUCCGAGUCUCAAGAACCUGUUGAGCUAG
This is a messenger RNA of Exophiala spinifera, 5214 nucleotides long. RefSeq lists its product as uncharacterized. Gene Ontology annotation, cellular component: Lid2 complex. Gene Ontology annotation, biological process: histone catabolic process. Lineage: Eukaryota; Fungi; Ascomycota; Eurotiomycetes; Chaetothyriales; Herpotrichiellaceae. Gene Ontology annotation, molecular function: ubiquitin-protein transferase activity; chromatin binding. The coding region runs from base 1 to 5214 and encodes 1737 amino acids. The transcript has 2 exons. The record is from RefSeq and is a predicted model, not a curated record.